GGCAACAUGACCAAGCCAAAGGUGUUCGUGAUUGGUGUGGGUAUGACGAAGUUCUGCAAGCCAGGAUCUCGUGACUGGGAUUACCCAGACAUGGUGAAGGAAGCUGUCACGAUGGCUCUUGACGACUGUAAACUGAAAUACAGAGAUAUCCAGCAGGCUACAGUCGGUUACCUCUUCGGUGGCACCUGCUGCGGACAAAGAGCUCUCUAUGAAAUUGGCCUUACUGGAAUUCCGAUCUAUAAUGUCAAUAACGCAUGUGCUUCUGGAUCAUCCGGACUGCUCUUGUGCAAGCAGAUCCUCGAAAGUGGAAGUUCCGAUGUUGUUCUCGCUUGUGGUUUUGAGAAAAUGGCUACGGGUUCACUAGAUGCUCAAGGCGGAAACAGUGAUGGCCGUGCUCUUUCAGUCGACAAUCACAUUCAAGUGAUGGCCGACACUUAUGGCCUUUUUCCUGCUCCUAUAACUGCGCAGAUGUUCGGAAAUGCGGGAAAAGAACACAUGGAGAAGUAUGGCACCAAGAGAGAACACUUCGCUAAGAUUGCCUACAAAAAUCACAAGCAUUCUGUAAAUAACCCAAACUCCCAAUUCACCAAGGAGUUCAGCUUGGAUCAAGUAUUGAAUGCUAGGAAAAUCUAUGAUUUUAUGGGACUAUUAGAGUGCAGCCCAACUUCUGAUGGUUCUGCAGCAGCUGUGCUUUGUUCUGAGCGAUACCUCGAGCAGCAUCCUCAUCUCAAACCUCAGGCUGUCGAAAUCGUUGGCCUCAAACUUGGCACCGACGAGCCAUCUGUCUUCAAGGAGAACAGCAACAUCAAAAUGAUUGGUUUCGAUAUGAUUAAGAGAAUUUCUACGGAGCUGUAUAAGGAGACUGGCAUUACUCCGAACGAUGUGCAGGUCAUCGAGCUUCACGACUGUUUCGCUCCUAACGAACUUAUCGCCUAUGAAGCACUGGGUCUUUGUGAUAUUGGUAAGGGAGGAACAAUCGUAGAUCGAGGUGACAAUACAUAUGGAGGAAAAUGGGUAAUCAAUCCCUCUGGAGGACUGAUUUCAAAGGGUCACCCAAUUGGAGCUACAGGGGUCGCUCAAGUUGUCGAGCUUUCGAACCAGCUACGAGGCAGAUGUGGAAAGCGACAAGUACCAAACUGUAAACUGGCGAUGCAGCACAAUAUUGGAAUCGGUGGAGCCGGUGUAGUCGGAAUCUAUCGUCUAGCAUAUCCUUCAUCAAGUUCAGCGACUUCUGCACCUGCUAGCAAGAUGGGAGCUUUGAAAUCUGAUGUUGUUUUUGAAGAAAUCAAGGCACGAAUUUCAGAGGAGAAAAAUUUGGUGAAGAAGGUUGCCACCUCGUUCAGAAUUAAUGUCACAGGAGACGACGGAUCCGUGAAAAAAUGGACCAUUGAUGCAAAGAGCGAGCCUGCAUACGUUGGCCACGACGAGAAGCCAGUCGAAAUCGAAAUUAACAUCAAGGAUGCUGACUUCAUGAAAAUUGCUGAGGGAAAAUUGAAACCAGAUCAGGCAUUCAUGCAAGGAAAGAUGAAGUUGAAGGGAAACAUCGCAAAAGCAAUGAAGCUGAAGACUUUGCUAGAUCCCAAGAUGCUGAAAUCAAAAAUCUAAGUCAAGGAUUCUCCGCGCAACAACCUCAUCCAAAAACACCUCGCCAAAAAACCUCGUCUAUCUAUUCAGAAAAUCUAAUGCAGUGCAGUUUAGAUAAAAAUAAUUAUAAUAAAGAUGAACGCGCCG
Messenger RNA from Cylicocyclus nassatus, 1731 nucleotides. The record is from the annotation of a GenBank genome assembly. NCBI's taxonomy places the organism in Eukaryota, Metazoa, Nematoda, Chromadorea, Rhabditida, Strongylidae.